AUGACAGAACAGUCUGGCCAAACUGUAGACCCAGCAGAUGUAACAGUUCUCCGCACAGCGAUCACGGGCCAGGGCGCUCCGGGGCAGUUUGCCAAUGACUACGUUUUCGAUCAUCCUCUUAGGGAGGAUGAGAUUGCUCGUCGGCUUUUUGCGCUCUGCCAGGGAGAUAAGUCUGUGGCGGAGUUUUCCAUUGACUUCUGCGUUUUGGCCGCUGAGUCCGGGUGUGACACAAAACCCCUCAAGGGAGCAUUUUACCAAGCCUUGGCCAGUCCCAUUAAGGAUGAAUUGGCUACUCGCGAUGAGCCCACCCCUUUAGAGGAUCUAAUCGCACUCGCGAUGAGAAUAGACAACCACUUGUGGGAACGUGCUCGUGAACGCGGCAACAAAACACGACCACCACGCUCCCGGGUUUCCCUGUCUCACUCGCCCUGUGCUACCACCUCCAGUUCCGCUGUGGAGGGGAUGCCACUCCUCCUGGAGGAACCAGCUGGGGAACCCAUGCAGCUGGGUCGGGCCAAAUUAACCCCAGAGGAACGUCAACGCAGUUCCUGCAGCAAGCCGACACUUCACUGGUCCAAAGCUGUGCCCCUGAACAUUGUGCUUUCAUGCAUCCCUCUGAUCACUGUUGUACUCAAUCUGCUGGUCAUCAUCUCAGUCUCUUACUUCAGGCAGCUCCACACACCCAGUAACAUCCUCCUCCUCUCUCUGGCUGUCUCAGACUUUUUUGUGGGUCUCCUGUUGAUGCCAUUAGAAAUCUUUAGAAACACAACCUGUUGGGUACUUGGUGAUCUUAUGUGUUCUGUUUAUUGGUAUCUGUUCGGCAUUCUUACCUAUGCGUCAAUAGUUAACAUAGUUCUCAUAUCAGUUGACCGCUAUGUGGCUAUUUGUGACCCUCUGCAUUACCCCACCAGAAUCACUGUGGGCAGAGUCAAACUCAUUGUUUGUCUGUGUUGGCUCUUUUCUAUUUUCUACAUUAUUUUUUAUGCGAAAGAUAUCCUGAUUGAACCAGGCAGGUAUAAUUCCUGUUAUGGAGAGUGUGUGUUUGUCAUCAACAAUAUUGCUGGUAUGGCUGACCUUGUUUUAGCCUUUAUUAUUCCAAUUACUGUCAUCAUAGUUCUGUAUAUGAGAGUGUUUGUGGUGGCUGUGUCUCAGGCUCGUGCCAUGCGCUCUCAUGUUACAGCUGUCACACUUCAGCCUUCACUGAAUCAAACAAACAGAUCUGAGCUGAAAGCAGCCAGGACUCUUGGGGUUCUUGUAGUUGUGUUUCUGGCAAGCUACUGUCCGUUUUACUGCUACUUUCUUGUUGAAGAAAGUGUGGUCAGUUUUUCACCUACAUUUCUUGUGCUCAUGUUCUUUUAUUUUAAUUCAUGUCUAAACCCUCUGAUCUACACUCUGUUUUACCCCUGGUUUAGAAAUGCUGCUAAACUUAUCAUCACUCUGCAGGUAUUCAAGUAUGACAUCAGUGAGGCAAACAUACUGUAG
Archocentrus centrarchus (flier cichlid) is the source of this 1482-nucleotide messenger RNA. RefSeq names its product trace amine-associated receptor 13c-like. Lineage: Eukaryota; Metazoa; Chordata; Actinopteri; Cichliformes; Cichlidae. Gene Ontology annotation, biological process: G protein-coupled receptor signaling pathway. Gene Ontology annotation, cellular component: membrane. The record is from RefSeq and is a predicted model, not a curated record. The transcript has 5 exons. Gene Ontology annotation, molecular function: trace-amine receptor activity. Bases 1 to 1482 code for a protein of 493 amino acids.